Vicugna pacos (alpaca) is the source of this 1186-nucleotide messenger RNA. NCBI's taxonomy places the organism in Eukaryota, Metazoa, Chordata, Mammalia, Artiodactyla, Camelidae. The record is from RefSeq and is a predicted model, not a curated record.
UUAGGUUGGCCAUAAAUGCCAUGAAAGUGUCAGUCUUGUUGAUCUUUGCAACCCAAGCACUUAAAUAGUGCCUAGCAUAGAGUUGAAAUUCAGUAAAUAAUUUAUUGACGGAAUGAAUGAUAAAGAUUCUGUGCCUUCUUGGAUUUUCUAGCUACUCUAGUAAUUGAAAAGCUGCUGGAGUUAACAAGAGCUGAGCAAGACUGAGGUUGAACUGAUAGAAUGUGUCUGGCUUUUGCCUUGGGAUGAACUCUAACCCAUGGUCCCUAUGUAACAGGUUAUACUUCCUGUAAAUACCAGUUUGUGGGAUUGAAUCUGUGUUCACUUAGGUUGUGAAAGCCCUUUUGCUUGCUUUUAAUCUGUUAUAUGCUUGUUUCUCUUUGCAGUUCCAAUUGCGGAGUGGUAAACAUAUACAGUCAAGAUUCUUGUCUCCAAGAAACAAACCCAAGGCCGAUAAAAGCUAUAAUGAACUUGGUUACAGGUGUUACGUCUCUGACCUUCAAUCCUACUACAGAAAUCUUGGCAAUUGCUUCAGAAAAAAUGAAAGAAGCAGUCAGAUUGGUCCACCUUCCUUCCUGUACAGUAUUUUCAAACUUCCCAGUUAAAAAGAAGAAUAUUUCUCUUGUUCAUACCAUGGAUUUUUCUCCCAGAAGUGGAUAUUUUGCCUUGGGGAAUGAAAAGGGCAAAGCCCUGAUGUAUAGGUUGCAUCAUUACUCAGACUUUUAAAGAGAUGAUUUGAAGUAAGAAAAAAAUUUUUUUAAAUCGAUUCUACAAAGUUGUACGGUUACACCCAUCACUGUCAAUUGGCAGAGUGACCACACUGACUGAUCUUUGUUUCUUUGCCUCUGGGUUGCUGCAUCAUCAGUUAAGGGAGUGGGUUGGAAGUAGAUCAGGAAGAGCCUAUCUGGCUUGAACCUCCCUUGGGAAUUUCUUAUCGCAAAUCAUAACAAUCUGGCUCUGUUCUUAUGCUAAUACUGUGUCCAUAAUGGUCAUCAGAAUUUUAAUUACUGAAUAUUUAAGCCAUAAAGGACAUUAGACUUAACUGAGAGAGGUAAGUAUUUUUAGACAUAAUCAUAGCUUCCAUGAGCUCAAACCCUUUUAUUUUGUAUAUGUUUCUUGAGAGAUUAUGAGUGACUUGCUUUGUAGCUUGUUAAUGGUGGCUUGUCACAGAGCCAGUUAAAUGGCUGGU